Molecule: messenger RNA, 1272 nt
Organism: Charadrius vociferus (killdeer)
Lineage: Eukaryota; Metazoa; Chordata; Aves; Charadriiformes; Charadriidae
Gene: KCNQ4
Product: potassium voltage-gated channel, KQT-like subfamily, member 4
Exons: 9
Coding region: 1-1272 (423 amino acids)
Biological process (GO): potassium ion transport; transmembrane transport
Cellular component (GO): membrane
Molecular function (GO): voltage-gated potassium channel activity
Source: RefSeq, a predicted model, not a curated record
AUGCGGGACUGGUCCCCAUCGCAGGGGGGACCGGUGGGAGCGCUGUUCUCUCUGGGCACGGGGUUUGGGGGGCACCACGCGACAGUGGGGGCCGUGGCCGAGGCUGGGCAGAGAGCCCGUCCCGGAUUCCUCCUCGUCUUCAGCUGCCUGGUGCUGUCCGUCUUCUCCACCAUCCAGGAGCACCAGAAAUUGGCCAACCAGUGCCUCUUCAUCCUGGUAAAUUUCAUCGUCUUUAUCGCCUCGGUGGCCGUCAUCGCCGCUGGCACCCAGGGCAACAUCUUCGCCACCUCGGCGCUGCGCAGCAUGCGCUUCCUGCAGAUCCUGCGCAUGGUGCGCAUGGACCGUCGCGGCGGCACCUGGAAGCUGCUGGGCUCCGUCGUCUAUGCCCACAGCAAGGAGCUCAUCACCGCCUGGUACAUCGGGUUCCUGGUGCUCAUCUUCUCCUCCUUCCUCGUCUACCUGGCUGAGAAGGACGCCAACGCUCAAUUUGCCACCUACGCCGACUCCCUAUGGUGGGGCACGAGCAUCCCGGAGACCGCGGCGUGCCACCACAGUUGCUGGCCUGCCACCCAGGUCACCGGCAUGGCACGGGACCCUGGGCCAGGGUCAGGGUUAGCGCUCGGUCUCUGCCACCGCCCCACUCUCGUACCCAUAGCCGACUGCCCACCGGAGGACAGCGGUGAGGAGAAGAGCUCCCACUGCGACCUGACCUUCGAGGACAUCAUGCCAGCAGUGAAGACCCUCAUCCGGGCUGUCAGGAUCCUGAAGUUCUUGGUGGCCAAGAGGAAGUUCAAGGAGACCUUGCGUCCUUACGAUGUCAAGGAUGUCAUCGAGCAGUACUCAGCCGGCCACCUGGACAUGCUGGGCAGGAUAAAAAGCCUGCAGAUGCGCGUGGACCAGAUCGUGGGCAGGGGGGCCCUCACCGCGGACAAGAAGAUGCGGGAGAAGGGGGAGAAGCCGGCGCUGGAGACGGAGCUGGUGGAUGAGCUCAGCAUGAUGGGGCGCGUGGUCAAAGUGGAGAGGCAGGGCUGGAGAGGAUGGCCCCCAGGGAGAGUGCAGUCCAUAGAGCACAAGCUGGACCUGCUGCUCGGCCUCUACUCCCAGUGCCUCCGCAAGGGCUCCACGAACUCCUUCAGCCUGGCCGCCGUGCAGGUGCCCCCCUGCGAGCCCGACAUCACCUCUGACUACCACAGCCCUGUGGACCACGAAGACAUCUCGGUCUCUGCCCAGACCCUGAACAUCUCCAGGUCGGCCAGCACCAACAUGGACUGA